Molecule: messenger RNA, 855 nt
Organism: Laccaria bicolor S238N-H82
Lineage: Eukaryota; Fungi; Basidiomycota; Agaricomycetes; Agaricales; Hydnangiaceae
Exons: 5
Coding region: 1-855 (284 amino acids)
Biological process (GO): regulation of transcription by RNA polymerase II
Cellular component (GO): mediator complex
Molecular function (GO): transcription coregulator activity
Source: RefSeq, a predicted model, not a curated record
AUGGCCAACAGCAUUAGCUAUCUAACGUCGCGAUCCAACUUUCUUCAAGUCAGCGCAGAGAUUCCUAUAACUAAACAGCGGAACCCCGACAAGUAUGACCCCCCAGAUGUGUUUGAAGCGAACAAGAAAGAGCUGGUAGCGGACUUGAUGGUGAAAGCCAAGCAGAUAGAAUAUCUUAUCAACUCUUUACCAGAGCCAGAACCCGAGGAAGAACAAGCAAAGAGAUUCCAGCAAUUAGAGGAGGACAUGACGCUCGCGAAUGAGCAGUACAUAUUGGCCGUCGGUCGCGCUAAAAAUCUUCACUCCCAGGUUGCAGAAGUCCUGCAGGCUAUGCUCGUAGACGACGAGGCUAAUUUGCUACAAGAUGGACCAUCCAUUCCCGCAAGCGUAUCUACCACACCCUUCGCCCAACAUGCCUCGCCAGCAACAUCGCCUUCCCUUCUUGAAUCUCUUCCUGAUGUCCAUUCCUGCCUCCACUUCGAGAUCGGCAACAGUCGCCUUCGAACAAGAAUCCCGAUGUGGGUAUCCCUCCGGCGAUUCGUCUCGCGUCUUGGAAUUCGGCCUAACGUCAUCACGGAGACGGCUAGUUGGUGCCCAAGCAGAGUCGUCUCGCACCUUCACAGCCUAAUAGGGACAGAAGGUCUUCGUGUUAGCACGCCUGAAAAGAAACGACAGGCUGAGAGGGAGAAGAGAAGAGAAGAGAGAAAGACGACCAAGACGCUUGCUCACGGCUAUCGGACCAGGACGAUGCGCGUCUUCGUCUGUACAUUUGGGUUGUCGACGAUCUUGGUUGAUAGGCAAGGCUUGACUCGCUUUUUUCUUCGACCAGCGGCGGGAAUCUCUUUCAGAAUCUGA